Molecule: messenger RNA, 3231 nt
Organism: Suncus etruscus (white-toothed pygmy shrew)
Lineage: Eukaryota; Metazoa; Chordata; Mammalia; Eulipotyphla; Soricidae
Gene: SNX33
Product: sorting nexin 33
Biological process (GO): cleavage furrow formation; endosomal transport; plasma membrane tubulation
Cellular component (GO): cytoplasmic vesicle; plasma membrane
Molecular function (GO): protein binding; phosphatidylinositol binding
Source: RefSeq, a predicted model, not a curated record
AUGGGCUCUUCCUACUUCCGGGUUCCUAGCUUCCGAGUUCGCGGCUUGGGGGCGGAGCUUCGGGCUCGGCGCGUCAGUGACGUCACGGCAUCCUUUCCUUCCCAGAGCGGGCCUGGACCGGGCGCAGCCAAGCUGGGGGGGGGGCCGGGGCUCCCGAUCCCCGGCGUCCUCCCUUCUCCCCUGCCCGGUCCUGGCUCGGGCGCUCUCCUCGCACUCCUGCGCUUUGGCAAACUUUCCGAGCGGAGUUUGCAAAGUCCAUCUUCUUCUGCAGACUGCCCGGGGCUCCGGCGGGGGUUCGGGAGAGAAGAGGAACCGCGGGUAGCUGGGGGCCGGGUCGGGGUCCCAGGCCGGCGGGAGGGCGGAGCCGGACCGUCCUCUGCCCAGCCCGGAGAGCUCGCCCAGCUCCAAGCUGCCUUCUCGCAGCUGCGAGUGCCGGGGGGCAGCCGGCUUGGGGGGGCGCGCGCCCACCGGCCCGACCCAUGCCGGGACGCCCGGCGCGCCCUGGGCUCGCUGGACUCCCUCUGCAAACCGCUGCUGGGUGCCUGCGGGAUGUGCACCCGGCUUCUGGCCUCGGGUCAGGGUCAGCCGCAGACGCAGCACUGCCGGGGAGUCGGGCAAACAAAAGAGGCCACUCAGCUAGUGGCCGGAGCGGCCCGACUACCUCGCUGCGCCCCCGCCGACCACUGCUUUGAAGACGGAGAGGACUGGACGGUGUCUGCCGGUGCCAGCAGCUCUCCUGGUCCUGGACUGAGAGACUCAGCUGUGGUGACAGUGUUUGUGUUGCUGGCUGCAUUCUCCGGCACCUGGUGGGCGUCCCCGGUUGGGGUAAAGACCCUCUCUCUGCCAUCCAGCCAGCCAUGGGCACUGAGAGGCCGAGCCCUCUACGACUUCCGAACGAGAACCAAGAAGAGAUCAGCUCAGCAGGAUGAGGACCUGGUUAUCUUCAGCGAAACCUCUCUGGAUGGCUGGCUGCAAGGCCAGAACAGCCGGGGUGAGACGGGGCUCUUCCCUGCCUCCUACGUGGAAAUCAUCCGUAGGGGGCCCCGGUUGUCGACCAUGCCGACCUACUUCAGCAGUGGCUGCUUCUGCUGUGUCUCUGGGUGCUCAGUGAAGUUGUAUGAUACCCCCCCCCCCACGGUGGACUGCCCUUCCAGGGGUAGUGGGGCCAGCUUCCUCUCUAACCAGGGCAGCUUUGAGGAGGAGGAGGAUGACGACUGGGAUGACUGGGAUGAUGGGUGCACGGUGGUGGAGGAGCCCCGGGCCGGUGGCCUGGGCACCAACGGGCACCCCCCACUCAACCUUUCCUACCCUGGUGCCUACCCCAGCCAGCACAUGGCCUUCCGACCCAAGACGCCCCUGGAGCGGCAGGACAGUCUGGCAUUCCUCCAAGCGAGGGCAGUGUGGUGGGCCGCAAACCUUAAUCGUUUCUCAUGCUUCGUGCGCUCGGGUGUGGAGGCCUUCAUCCUGGGCGAUGUACCUAUGAUGGCCAAAAUCGCCGAGACGUACUCCAUUGAGAUGGGCCCUCGGGGCCCCCAGUGGAAGGCCAACCCCCACCCGUUUUCCUGCUCGGUGGAAGAUCCCACCAAACAGACCAAAUUCAAGGGCAUCAAAAGUUACAUCUCCUACAAGCUCACCCCCACCCAUGCCGGCUCCCCUGUCUACCGACGUUACAAACACUUUGACUGGCUCUAUAACCGCCUUCUGCACAAGUUCACGGUCAUCUCGGUGCCUCACCUGCCGGAAAAGCAGGCCACGGGCCGCUUUGAGGAGGACUUCAUCGAGAAGCGGAAAGAGGAGGCUCAUCCUCUGAUGGACCACAUGACCAGCCACCCUGUGCUCUCCCAGUAUGAGGGUUUCCAGCAUUUUCUCAUCCUGGAUGAUAAGCAGUGGAAGAUGGGUAAACGCCGAGCGGAGAAGGAUGAAAUGGUGGGUGCCAGCUUCCUGCUCACCUUCCAGAUCCCCACGGAGCAUCAGGACCCUGCAAGACGUGAGGAUCGGGUGGACACACCUUCAAGGCCUUCAGCAUAGGAUGAUGGACGUACAGUGUCCUGCAGGCUCAGCACCAUCGCAUCGGAGCUGGUGCGCAAGCACGUGGGAGGUUUCCGCAAGGAGUUCCAGAAACUGGGCAACGCCUUCCAGGCUAUCAGCCAUGCCUUCCAGAAUGGACCCCCCCCUUUUGGCGACGAGGCCCUCAACAGUGCCAUUUCUCACACGGCGCGUACCUAUGAAGCUGUUGGGGAGAUGUUUACCGAGCAGCCCAAGAAUGAUCUCUUCCAAAUGCUCGACACGCUGUCUCUCUACCCAGGGCCUGCUUUUCCAACUUCCCUCUGACAUCAUCACCUGCAGAAAGGAGCCUUCGCCAAGGUGAAGGAGAGUCAGCGCAUGAGUGACGAGGGCCGCAUGGCACAGGACGAGACGGAUGGUAUCCGCAGGCGCUGCCGCGUGGUAGGCUUUGCCCUCCAGGCCGAGAUGAACCACUUCCACCAGCGCCGGGAGCUCGACUUCAAGCACAUGAUGCAGAACUACCUGCGCCAGCAGAUCAUCUUCUACCAGCGCGUGGGCCAGCAGCUGGAGAAGGCACUGCGCAUGUACGACAGCCUCUGAUGGCCAACACCUCGCACAGACUGGGGCUGUGGCCCAUCAUUCCUUCCAGAAGUCCCUGGUGACCCCUGGGAAUGCCCCUCUCACUCUCCCAGGUGGGGCCCAGCAGGGGGUGAGGGUCGAGUUAAGACCCCAGAAGCUGGGCCAGAGCUGCGGGUCAGUCUUUAGUGUCCCCGGAGCCAACACACUGUCUUGCCAGGCCAUCCCGCCUUCACUCUGCAGAAACUGGGGCCUGCCUGCCCUCUGGGAGUCCCCAGCCCAUGUGGGGGGGGGGGUCAUACACAGAUUCAGAUAGAGGUCAUGCACAAGGCUGGAGGCAAAUGAGGAGUUUCCAAUGCACACAAAUGGAUCCCUCCUUCCACCUGGCAGGCAAGACCUCUGAGCCAGUGACAUUUUGGCAGGUCUUGAAGGGUGACAAGGACCUGCCAGAUGGCAGGUGGGGACAGAGGUGGGGAGAUGUAGGAAAGAUUGGAAAGAUGCAGCAACAUGAGCCGGGGUGUGGAGGCAAUGAUCCUUUCCUCUCAUCCCAUGAGGAUUCAGCAUGAACCAUGCCUCCUACCCCAGGGUACCUCCUGCCCACAGAGCCCUCGUCCUCCCUUCAUCGGGACUGGAGCCCGUUUCUUGGGCUCC